This is a messenger RNA of Penicillium argentinense, 1623 nucleotides long. RefSeq names its product cytochrome P450. The record is from RefSeq and is a predicted model, not a curated record. NCBI's taxonomy places the organism in Eukaryota, Fungi, Ascomycota, Eurotiomycetes, Eurotiales, Aspergillaceae. The transcript is spliced from 3 exons. Gene Ontology annotation, molecular function: iron ion binding; oxidoreductase activity, acting on paired donors, with incorporation or reduction of molecular oxygen; monooxygenase activity. Bases 1 to 1623 code for a protein of 540 amino acids.
AUGGACUCCGGGAAGAGACUUCGAUACGACACGACCAUCUGUGUUCAGACUAGUUUGGUCUAUUUCUUACUCUGCAUAAUUGCCGUAGCUGUUUACCGGCUGGCCUUACAUCCUCUGGCCAGACACCCUGGUCCAUUAUUCGCGCGGAUAUCGGCCAUACCGAAUUGGUAUCAUGCGAAGAGGGGCGAUAGACAUGAGUGGCUUCAUAAGAUGCACACUCAAUAUGGUACCAUUGUGCGAUUCACGCCAAACUCGAUCUCAUUCAAUACGCCGUCUGCUCUUGAAUCAAUAUACAAAUCAAGGAAGGCGAACAUUAUCAAGUCAGACUGGUACCAGUGUGUUCGAGACUCUGCCGGAGGAUUCGAGAGCACUUUUACUGCUAGGGAUAAGGCGCGGCAUGGUGUCAAGCGACGGUUGCUGUCACACGCAUUUUCAGACAAAGCGCUGAGAGAGUAUGAGCCCCGAAUCUGUCAGAAGAUAUCAAGCUGGCUGGAUUACCUGGAAGCAGAAGCAGAAGCAAAGAAUGGUACUGUCGAUUUGGGAGAAUGGUGCAACUUCCUGAUUUUCGACAUAUUGGGAGACCUCGCGUUCGGGGCAUCAUUCGGAUUUACUGCUAAGGAAGAAGAUCGCUCAAUCGUUGGUUUGGUUCCAAGGGCUACAGGUGGCUGGUAUUCGGUGAGCACGAGAUCCACAGAUCCAACUGCGCAAUCUCCGAGACUGACGUCGCAGCUGGGUUAUCAUCCGUUGACCAAAUGGUGGCGACAUAUUCUGUUCAAAACGCCGCUCGGGUCUCUCUUAGGGGGCCGAUCAUACCGGGAUAACGCUCGACUUCGAUCAUUCUGUCUCGGAAAGCUGAAGUCGCGCGCAACCUCCAAAAAGACCGCAACCAUUUCUGGCCAGGAAAACAAGGGCUGCGACAUGUUUGAGCACCUUCUGAGUGGCCGAGACCCAGAAACAGGCGAGAGCUAUUCCCUCGGCGACUUGGCCUGCGAAAACGUGCUUCUCAUGGUAGCAGGUUCCCAGUCGACAGCCGGGGCCUUGAGCGCCAUUUUUUUCUACCUGGCACAUCACCCGGGCAAGCUCACCAGACUCAGAAACGAAAUCCACCAGGCAUUUGACUCAGAAAACGCCAUUCGCUACUCCGCCGACAGCAAACUCUCCGGUCUAUCGUAUCUACGCGCAUGUAUCGACGAGGCAAUGCGACUUUCCCCUCCAACGCCCGGGCAUCUGCCCAGGGAGAUCCUGGAAAAAGAAGGAAGUGUCAUUGACGGAUGCUGGUUCCCUCCACAGACAAAAGUAGGCAUCGCACCAUACGCACUCCACCGCAACGCUCUCUAUUUCAGCCAACCACUCAGCUUUCAUCCCGAACGUUGGACUGAAGAGCACGAGGGACGGGAAAUGCAGCCGUCGGCAUUUGCACCGUUCAGCGCCGGCGCUACGGGGUGCGUCGGGCAGAAGCUAGCCAUGAUGGAGCUGAGUCUUGUUGUGGCCCAGCUUCUUUGGCGGUUCGACCUUAGCCUCGCGUUGCAUGGCGGAGACGGGCCUGUUGAGUAUCGAAUGAGAGACUGCUUUAUCGGAGCCGGCGAGGGUCCUCGUCUGCAGCUAAUUCAGUCCCAUCCCUGA